UCUGGGUCCAGUUCCAAAAAGUCGGACAUCAUGCAGUCUGCCUGUCUCGCAGUUUGUCUCGUCUGCCUCAUCUGCUUCACCUCAGCUUGUUACAUCAACAACUGUCCUGUUGGAGGCAAGCGAUCCAUCAUGGACAUGGAGGUCAGACAGUGUAUACCAUGUGGUCCUGGUAACAGGGGCCAUUGCUUUGGAGCCAGUAUUUGCUGUGGGGAGGGGUUUGGCUGCUACAUUGGAACCUCCGAGACCCUGAGGUGUCAGAAGGAAGAUUACCUGCUGUCUCCUUGCGAACCAAGUGGCAGGGCUUGUGGCAGCAAUGGUGGGAAAUGUGCCUCAUCUGGAAUCUGCUGUACACAGGAGAGCUGUGUCCUGGAUUCUAUUUGUGAUGCCAGGAGUGUCUUCUCUUCAGAUUAAUCUGGACAGCCCUGAUCAUUGCUGCAAGAUCUGAAGUCUUGAAUUGUCAACUGAAGUUUGAUAUCUAUAAAUGUUGAAUACAAGCAUCUUUUAAUGCUAAAUAGAAACGAUAACGAUUUUCAGACAUGCUUAAUGUGAAAUAAUACCAAAAACCUGGAAGAAUAGCUAACAAUACUUAAAUAAAACA
Molecule: messenger RNA, 598 nt
Organism: Stegostoma tigrinum
Lineage: Eukaryota; Metazoa; Chordata; Chondrichthyes; Orectolobiformes; Stegostomatidae
Product: neurophysin 1-like
Exons: 3
Coding region: 31-411 (126 amino acids)
Cellular component (GO): extracellular region; secretory granule
Molecular function (GO): neurohypophyseal hormone activity
Source: RefSeq, a predicted model, not a curated record